GCCCGGGGGCCCUGGGGGGCGAGGCGGCGGCAGCGGCGGCAGCGGCGGCCGCGGGAUCCGCGACGGGAUCGGCAGCGGCGGCAGUGUCGGGAACGGGAUCGAGCCGCUCGGGCCAGCAGCAGGGCCCCGGCCGCGGUGCAGCGGGAGCGGCAGCGGGCAGUACUCGCGGCGGCAGCAAGAUGGCGACAGCGACCAGCAGCACCCCGUCGUCCGCGCACGGAUGGCCCAACACCAAGGAGGAUUACGAGCUGAGGGAGGUAAUCGGUGUUGGAGCCACAGCAGUUGUUCACGGAGCACUCUGCAAACCAAGGAACGAAAAAUGUGCUAUCAAAAGAAUAAAUCUAGAAAAGUGGAAUACGAGUAUGGAUGAAUUGCUGAAAGAGAUUCAAGCUAUGUCAUCAUGCAACCAUGAGAAUGUGGUAACCUAUCAUACAAGCUUUGUUGUGCGUGAGGAAUUAUGGCUGGUUCUUAGACUGCUUGAGGGUGGCUCAUUGUUGGAUAUAAUCAAACAUAAAAUGAGGGCUAGCAAUUGUCGGCAUGGAGUUUUUGAUGAAUCUACAAUUGCUACUGUGCUCAAGGAAGUGUUAAAAGGACUGGAAUACUUCCACAGCAAUGGCCAAAUUCAUAGAGACAUAAAAGCUGGUAAUAUUUUGUUGGGAGAAGAUGGUACUGUACAGAUAGCUGAUUUUGGAGUCAGUGCGUGGCUUGCCACUGGAAGGGAUUUAUCAAGGCAGAAAGUCCGUCACACUUUUGUGGGAACUCCUUGUUGGAUGGCUCCAGAAGUCAUGGAACAGGAUCAUGGAUAUGAUUUCAAAGCUGACAUCUGGUCUUUUGGGAUUACUGCAAUUGAGAUGGCCUCAGGAACAGCCCCUUAUCAUAAAUAUCCUCCUAUGAAAGUUUUGAUGCUUACACUUCAGAAUGAUCCUCCGACGUUGGACACUGGGGCAGAAGAUAAGGAUCAAUAUAAGGCAUAUGGAAAGACAUUCCGUAAAAUGAUUGUGGAUUGCUUGCAAAAGGAUCCAUCAAAGAGACCUACUGCUACAGAACUCCUAAAACAUCCAUUUUUCAAAAAAGCAAAGGACCGUAAAUAUUUGCAACAAACCUUAGUUGCUAUUGGACCUAGCUUGGAAACCAGAGUUCAAAAAGCGUCUAAACGACAACCUGGUGCAUCUGGAAGGCUGCACCGUACUGUCACGGGUGAAUGGGUGUGGUCAUCAGAAGAGGAGGGCGGUCAAUCUUCAGAUGAUGAGUGUGAACCAAAACCGCUUAACUGCAUUGAGGCUGGAUCUUCAGGCAGUGAGCAUGACUUGACAGACAAUGAUGUUAGUUCUGGAGGAAGUGGUGGACAUAUGGGUGGUUCUGAUGGAUCAUCAAGCCCUGCUCCUGUCAAUCUUGUUUUACGAAUGAGAAACCCCAAAAGAGAACUGAAUGACAUUCGGUUCGAAUUUGCUGUAGGGAAGGACAGUGCAGAAGGCAUAGCUGCUGAACUAGUUGGUGCGGGUCUAGUGGAUGGACGAGACAUUGUAGUAAUUGCUGCCAAUCUCCAAAAACUAAUAGAUACUCAGUCCCAAAGCAAAACUGUUACUUUCCCUCUGAACUCAGGCUAUGCAAGCAAUGAAACACCUGAUGACAAGGCCCUUAUUGGCUUUGCCCAGAUAUCAAUAACAGAUUGAAGAUAGUUCUCUUUAGGGCCAUGUUUAAUAGUAUUUAUUAUUGGGAUGAUUUGAUUGACUGAAUGAAUGGAACCAGGUCAUAGGUAUAAUUACUUUCAGUGCUCUUUUUUAUUUAUCAUUACUGUGAUUUCUUAGCCCACCAAGUUGUCUCUGAAGUACAAACAAAAUUUUUGUGUCCCUAUGUGAAAUUUAUGGUUUUAGCAGGUCAUUGAAGUGAAUAUAAUAUCAGUAUUUUCUUUAUCAUAUUCUCAUUCUAGUUGGAUAGAUCAUCAAAUCAGUGUCUUAACAGUGAGCUACAAAUACUUUGGCCUAUACUAGUGUGUGGUAAACCUUUCAUACUCUGUCAUAAUGAAAUAUUGAAGUUCCAGGUCUAGUUUUCUACUUUUAUGAAAUUUCAAUUGUACCAGUUAUUUAACGAGUAAUUUUCUCUUUUUAUACUAAAACUGAUCACUGUGGCAAUCAGACAAUGUCUUUAACGAAUAGCUCAAAACUGUAGUUCUUUUUAUCCCUCUAUAUUUAUUGUAAAAAUUAAAUGACCUAAAUAUUUUGAUCUUUCUAUCUAUUUGAGAGAGUUAUAAUUUGUUCCUAUUGCUAUGCUCACAAUCAUAGUCAGAAGCACAAUCAUUUUCAGUCUCUCUUGCCUGGUAUAUAAAUCAAUUUCAAACUAUUGGCUAAAUUUCUGCUCGUAAGUUUGAUAUGGAAGUGAUAUUAUCGAACUGUCCAUUUCCUGCUUUUACUUCAUGAGCAAUCCUUAGCUUAUUUCUCUAUCAACCUUUGCCUGUCUUCGUUAUUUAGUAAGGUGAAGGUCCAUUUAUGAUAAAUUGAAGCAUUUAUGUAAUAGUAGACUUGAGUAAAGGAGGAUUAUCUGUUUUUGAGCAAAAAGUAAAGGGAAUGUCAGCUGCAGAUUGUAAGUGUAAACUUAAAUGUGGUCAUAAAUUUUUGAUUUUGAGGAGGAUUUUUAAAUUGAGAUACUUCUCAUCAUUCUGAAUUGUCAAUUUACUAUGUGCCUGAUGGUAUGUGGAUGCCAGUGAAUGCUCGGAUAUUGGUAUCUUUCAUGUGUGGCUGAUUUCCUUUGUAGUCUGGUAAUUAGUCUUAAUUUGAGUCCUGUGUUUUUGAGGGGUAGGGAACAUGUGUGUUCAUACUGGUUUAUUUAUUUUUUACCUUAAAGUACGCCACUUCUUUCCCAGUGUAGCAUAAAUAUUAGAGCUGUUGUAGAGCCAAAAUGACCUAGCUAGGGAAAAUAAAACUUUUGUUAACACUGUCAAAGUGGUUCCUCUAUGUGUAAAUAGCUCCUAUUGUUAAAUUUCUUUCGCCUUCUUAUAACCAUGAUAUGUUUAUUGAAAAUGUUCAAUAAUCUCUAUUGAGCUUUGCUCUUAACAGGAGUUAUACCUUGAACCAUGUACUUACAAUUCCAUAUACUGUUUAGUGUAGUCCUCUGGAAAGUUAACCUCUCACUCCCUAAAUUGUUGGAUGAAAGGGAAGUAAAAUUGAUCAACAUCCCAGUGCGUGUGUUUCACUUCCAUGUUUAUGUCCGAAAUGAAAUUAAUGCAAAAUGAGUGCUUUGUAUUGUGUAUAUUGUUCAAUUUGUUGAUUGUUAUCCUGGUUGCCUGUGUCCGUAUGGCGCCUAUUUUGACCAGUUUUCAAGUAGAGUAUAAUUUAUUUGUUAUUUAAUUUUCCAUGUAAAUUAUUCAAAAUGCACAAUUUUUUCUUGAUGAUAUAUGCGUAUUCCGCAGACAAUAGUCAUAUUUUCUUGGACAUAUUUUGUGAUAGGAUGUGACAGAAAAGUGUGCUUUUUUAAAGGUGACAUUUUACUGUCCUGCCCUCUGCAGAUUAAAUCAAUUCUGUCGCCUUUAUGCCAGAAAUAAGUCUUCAUUUAUCUUCAUCAAAUUGAACUCCUUUCUCAUUGUAGCAAUAUUGUGUGUUUAUGCAUUGUAGGGCAAAGUACUACUUAAAGGUGUGAAUUUUAAUGCAUAAACUUGACUAUCCUUGCUGUGAUGAUGCUUUUCUACUUCAGAUGAAAUGAAAACAAUAAAAUAGUAGUCAAAGUAA
Molecule: messenger RNA, 3722 nt
Organism: Frankliniella occidentalis (western flower thrips)
Lineage: Eukaryota; Metazoa; Arthropoda; Insecta; Thysanoptera; Thripidae
Gene: fray
Product: serine/threonine-protein kinase OSR1
Exons: 10
Coding region: 180-1673 (497 amino acids)
Biological process (GO): protein phosphorylation
Molecular function (GO): ATP binding; protein serine/threonine kinase activator activity; protein serine/threonine kinase activity
Source: RefSeq, a predicted model, not a curated record